CGCAUGGCCAACGUGGUGGAUCAAGAUCAGCAAUGGCUGCUUAGUUGCUUGUCUGCCACACUCGACCCCAACCCAGAGGUUCGCUGUUUCGCCGAGGCUUCCCUCGAUCAAGCCUCUCGCCAACCAGGUUUUGGCAGUGCAUUAUCAAAAGUUGCUGCAAACAAGGAGCUUGCGGUGGGAUUGCGUCAGAUAUCCUUUUUCAUAAUGAUCACAUACUUAUUAUGAUUUUUGAGUCACAACCAAAAUAUUUCCUUUGAUUUUUUAUUUCAUUUUUUCUUUCUGAAAGAAAGAAAUACCUAUUGUGGCAGUUUCACAGUGGAUGUUGAUAUAACAAUCAUUAUGUUAGUUUUCAUCAUUUGGAAGGGAUUGCUAAUAUAUAACUUGCUGUAAUUGAAGGUGAAAACAGCUGAUUUUACAACAAAGGAGGGAAACAUUUUCUUUUGUAUGCAAUAAUGCUAGUCAUAGAGUUGACAUUUUUGUUGUAAUCAAGUUAUCUCGUCUUUAAAUUUACAAAGACAUUCAUGCUACGAAUCUUUCACUCUUUAGAUAUUUCAUUCUUGUAGGAGAAAACAAAAGUUUAAUUUGGGCUUGUCUGUUUCUUUCUUCCAUCCAUCUGUGAAAAACUUUACUAGAGUUACAACUUAAAUGUUUGUGCUAGUAAAUUACUCAUCUGGCUUCUUCCAUGAGCUUAUGAACUUGGAUACUUUAACCUUCCUCUACUUAGCUGCAGUCCUUCUUAAGCAGUUAGUUAAAAAGCAUUGGCAGGAGGGUGAGGAAUCUUUUGAACCUCCUGUUGUUUCUAGCAAUGAAAAGGAAAUCAUCCGCAGAAUGCUUCUAUUGACAUUGGAUGACCCUCAUAGGAAAAUCUGCACAGCUAUUGGUAUGGCUGUAGCUUCCAUUGCAACACAUGACUGGCCAGAGUUAUGGCCAGAUUUGUUACCAUUUCUCCUGAAUUUGAUUAACAAUCAAACAAACUUGAAUGGAGUGCAUGGAGCUAUGAAAUGUUUGGUUCUUCUCUCUGUGGACUUGGAAGAUAAAAUGGUUACAACAUUAAUACCAGCUUUGUUCCCGAGUUUGCUGACAAUUGUGUCCUCUCCCCAGAUAUAUGACACAUACAUUCGAACAAAGGCCCUUUCAAUAGUCUAUUCUUGCACUUCUAUGCUGGGGACAAUCAGUGGUGUCUAUCAGGUUUUGAAGUGUUUGAAUCAGUUCAUUCAGAAUUUUUCAAGCCUCAUUACAAGUGAAUUUGAGGUUAUGUUGGGACCUUUGUGGAAUACAUUUAUCUCUUCUUUGAGGGUUUAUGAGCAAGCAUCUAUAGAAGGAACAGAAGAUUCAUUUGAGGGAAGAUAUGAUUCUGAUGGUUCAGAAAAAAGCCUUGAUUCAUUUGUUAUCCAGCUGUUUGAACUUCUGUUGACUAUUGUGGGUAAUCCCAGACUAGGAAAGGUGGUUGUGGCUAAUGUCAAAGAAUUGGUUUACUAUACUAUUGCUUUUCUUCAAAUGACUGAACAGCAGGUUCAUACGUGGUCUGUGGAUGCUAACCAGUUCAUUGCUGAUGAAGAAGAUGCUACUUAUAGCUGUCGCACCUCAGGUGUGCUUUUACUGGAAGAGGUAGUAAAUUCUUCUGAUAGUGAAGGAGUUUUGGCCAUCAUCGAUGCUGCAAAACAAUGGUUUGCUGAGUCUCAAAUCAGAAAAGUGGCUGGCAAUGCAAGCUGGUGGAGGAUAAGAGAAGCUACUCUUUUUGCCUUGUCAUCUCUUUCAGAACAACUGUUUGAGACACAGGAGUCUGGAUUUGGGUUAAGCAGCUUGAAGCACCUGAUUGAGCAGAUUGUCACUGAGGACUCUCUAAUAGGUCCUCUUGAAUGCCCCUUUUUAUAUGCUCGCAUUUUUACUUCAGUUGCUAAAUUCUCCUCUUUGAUAAGCAGUGGUGUCCUAGAGCACUUUCUCUAUUCAGCAAUGAAGGCAAUUACAAUGGAUGUCCCCCCACCUGUAAAAGUAGGUGCCUGCCGAGCACUUUCCCAGCUCCUCCCUGAAGCGAAAAAAGAAAUUGUCCAAUUGCAAUUGUCGGGUUUAUUUUCAUCCCUCACAGAUCUUCUGAAUCAUGCAUCAGAUGAAACCUUGCACAUGGUACUUGACACAUUGCAUGCAGCAGUAAAGGCAGGUCAUGAAUCGACGGCAAUGGUAGAACACAUGAUUUCUCCUGUAAUCCUUAAUGUAUGGGCAUCACAUGUUUCAGAUCCUUUUAUCAGUAUUGAUGCACUUGAAGUUCUUGAGGCUAUCAAAAGCAUUCCUGGAUGUAUACAUCCAUUGAUUUCCAGAAUUUUGCCAUACAUUGGACCAAUUUUAGAUAAACCCCAAGAGCAGGCUGAUGGAUUGGUAGCUGGGUCAUUAGAUCUGGUAACUAUGUUACUGAAGAAUGCCCCUGCUGAUAUAGUGAAAGCAAUAUAUGAUGUCUCUUUUAAUGCUGUUAUCAGAAUAAUCCUUCAAAAUGAUGACCACAGUGAAAUUCAGAAUGCUACAGAAUGUUUGUCUACCUUUUUAUCUGGGGGAAGACAGGAAAUUCUUGCUUGGGGAUCUGAUUCUGGAUCAACUAUGAGAAGUUUACUUGAUGUAGCUUCAAGACUACUAGACCCCAAUUUGGAAAGCUCUGGGUCUUUCUUUGUUGGCAGUUACAUUCUUCAACUUGUUUUGCAUUUACCAUCACAAAUGGCAGUACAUAUACAAGACCUGGUAGCUGCUCUUGUCAGACGUAUGCAAUCUGCUCAAAUUGCUGCUUUGACAAGCUCAUUGCUUGUUGUUUUUGCCAGAUUGGUACACAUGAGUGUUCCUAAUGUUGGACAAUUUGUUGAUUUACUGAUCUCAAUUCCUGCCGAGGGACAUGCUAACUCCUUUGCUUAUGUAAUGUCAGAAUGGACUAAGCUGCAAGGGGAGAUACAGGGGGCCUAUCAAAUAAAAGUUACUACAAGUGCCCUGGCCUUGUUGCUAUCCAGUAGGCACAAUGAACUGGCAAAAACACAUGUCCAUGGUUAUCUGAUUAAGUCUGGUAUGGGAAUAACCACAAGAUCAAAAGCUAAAUCAGCUCCAGAUCAAUGGGUAAUGUGGCCACUUCCUACAAAGAUUGUGGCUUUAUUGGCAGAUGCAUUAACUGAAAUACAAGAACAAGUUUUGGCUGCCAAUGAUGAGGACAGUGACUGGGAAGAAGUUCAAACAGAUGACAUUGAAAAUGAUAAAAAAUUUCUUUAUUCAGUGUCUACAUCUGCUUCGGGAAAACCCACAUACGAACAUCUUGAAGCGAUGGCAAAAGUAUUUAAUGAGGAUCAAGAUGAUCAGUAUGAAGAUAACCUUCUAAGUGUUGCCGAUCCUCUUAAUCAGAUAAAUCUGGCAAAUUACCUGGUAGAUUUCUUUGUUAACUUCUCUCAGUCUGACAGACAGCUCUUAGAUCACAUUUUUGAGAGCUUGACUCAGUCUCAACGAAAUGCUAUUCAAAUGGUACUGAAGAGAUGAGAAUUUAUCGUGAAAUCACAGGGUGAGUGCUGUCAUAGGGAUGGGUUGAUAUUACCAGGGAGAGUGAAACAAAGGGAUGUUUGGAAACGAAUAUUUUCCAUUAUUCAGCGUGGGGAAUCUGUUUGUUCUGAAGGAUGCUUUCUUUCUGCUGCUAUCUCCCCCCUUAAAAAGGAGCAAACAUCAGUUGGUAGCACAAAAGAGCAUAAGAA
Abrus precatorius (Indian licorice) is the source of this 3710-nucleotide messenger RNA. RefSeq names its product importin-9. Gene Ontology annotation, molecular function: small GTPase binding. Lineage: Eukaryota; Viridiplantae; Streptophyta; Magnoliopsida; Fabales; Fabaceae. Bases 646 to 3501 code for a protein of 951 amino acids. The transcript is spliced from 32 exons. Gene Ontology annotation, biological process: protein import into nucleus. Gene Ontology annotation, cellular component: cytosol; nuclear envelope. The record is from RefSeq and is a predicted model, not a curated record.